AGGAGACUCCAGGUUAACGCAGUGCUGUCUCUCCGCCCUACAUGGGACGCUUGUGUACGCAGCACUUUUACUCCGGCUUAAUGUUAUAACUCCACUUUGGGCGCGUGCAGUUUUUAAAUUUGAUGCAUAUGGUUUGGAUUUCGGAUGUCUACAGACUCGUGUGGAAUAUACAGUUUAGUUUGUGCCAUGUUCGUCGCUGCGUUGGACAAGUUUACGCCAGAUCCAAGUGUGCGUAAAUGACAGAUGGAUACGCGUAAGCAGCGCUGCGCCAUAAGGGACUAUCCACAAACUUAAAAAAAAAACAAAAAGCAGCGCCCUGUGGACUUAUCCUGGACGUUUCCAUGUGAAAUUUACGCACUUUUCCAGCGUUUAUCUGCCAGCUCUUGCUUUCCCAUGCCCACGAGCUGCGCGCCAGGCUGCACUGUACCCCGGGGACAGUGCCCAAGUCUGGGGGGUUAGAUGGUUCUGAUCACGGACGACAGGGAUGGAGGAGGCAUCCCCACGGUCCGGCUCAAGCAUCAGCCCCAACAUCAACCCCAUCUCCUGAAAGUACCGGGGAAAGUCACGCAAAUCCACCCCACAAUCACAGAGGAGUCACUGUCCCACGAUGACGACUACCUGGGCUCGUGCGAGGAGGAGGAGGACGAUGAUGAAGACUUUGAGGAGGUGGACUUUGAGGACUUGGAUGACUGUAGAAGCAUCGUCUCGGAUGACUCCUUCUACCCGCCUGAGGACGUGUUGGCGGACUCAGAGCGCAGCACGCCGUCCCCGGAGAGCCCAGAGCCGCUGUCCUUUUUCCAGGCGUGCUGCACCAACAACGCGGCCAUCGUGCGCAUCAUGAUCCGGCACGGGGUCAAGGAGGAGGAGGUCAAGGCUACUGACCGGAACAACAGGAUCGGGCUGCUGGUGGCCUGUUAUCAGGGCUUCGUGGACGUGGUCAUCGCGCUGUCUCAGUGUCCAUAUCUCGACCCCAACUGGCAGGACAGUGAAGGCAACACGGCUCUGAUCACUGCUGCUCAGGCAGGUCACAUAACAAUCACUAACUACUUACUGAAUUACUUCUGCGGUCUGGACAUCGAGAGGAGGAACUGCCACGGUUUCACUGCGCUCAUGAAGGCCGCGAUGCAGGGACGAGUGGACUGUGUGCGCGCUCUCAUGUUAGCAGGAGCUUCUUUGGACGCUAGAGACUUUGGGCGAAACCUGAGCGCUCGGGAGUGGGCUUUGUUCACGGGUCGAUACGAGACGGCCUGGGUGAUGACACGUCUGAUGGAGAGGUCCUGUCCACUGCAGUACAAAGACACGUACAGUCUGGAAUGGCCCCCUCUGGCGCCCCUAGUGGCCAAAGCCCUGGAGCCGCGCGGCUGUCUGAAGCGCAUCUCCGACACGGUGAGAAACGUGUUCAACAUCUCCAACGUCACCAACCCCGACGACGAGGGCGCGAUCGAUCACAUGGUGUCUGUGACCACGGCCAUGAGGAGCCCCUUCAUCGCCGUGGCCUGCCGCACAGUGUGUCCGGACAGCCCCCCCGCAGUGGGCAAGCGCCGCUACGCCGUACCCGAGAUCAUCCGUCAGCAGCGGGUCAAAGAACUCCUGACCAUAAACCCGGACCGCAAAGACGCGCACCUCAAACUCUUCGAAAACUCCCGCGUCACCCUGGUCGCCAAAAACUCCCCCGACCGCCGCGCCAGUCUCCAAGUCCAAGCCCUGACCCCGAGACCGCGCAGCUCCAGCCUGGUCACCUUCACCAACCCGCUCGACAUCAGGAGAACCAGUCUACUCCCUAUGCACAUGAUCCUGAGGCGGAGCAGCGUCAGACCCGGGUUCAGCAUCCCGAAAGUACGAGUUUCCAAGGCUCCUCCGACUACAUACGAGCCUGAAAAGAUCCGCAGGAAAAGCAGCGCUAAAGACGGAGGAGGACAUUUUUUGCAAAUACCAAAGUGGCGUUACAAAGAGUUGAAAGAGGAGAGGAAGAAAGCAGAGGAGGCAGAGCGACGUCGGCUGGAAGCUAUCACUAAAAGACAUCUCGCCUCUGGGAAAAGGAAUUGAUACGACGGCUUUAAAGACAUGAUAAAAAAAACACCAAAAUGCACAGUGUGAGUUUUAUUUUUUUACCCCAGAGAAAUAGCCGUGCGUUUUCGAAAUCAGUUUUUAUUGUUUGUUGAUGCUGUUACAUGCUCAGGGUGACAAUGGGAGAGCCAGCAGUGUUCCAGAGUGUAGGGAAAAUUGCGUGGCUUUUUUUUUUUUUUUGGGCUCCGCUUUGUAUCCUUGAGGUAAAAAGGAUGCGGUUUAAUAACUGUCAGCAGCAUUAGCAGAGCACAAUGGUUCCCCCCGGUGAUGUUUAAACCCAAGGGAUUCAUACUUGAAAUGUUUAGAUAACUUAUUUUUCAUAUUUAUUGCUUUUUAAUGGAGUGAAGAUGGCCAAGUCUUUUUUUAUGCUUCGGGUACUCCGUGUGGAAAUGUUGUUGUUUUUUUUUUGGAGAAUCAAACUGGAUCACAUUCAAAGCAAUAAUUUAAUAGUUAACUAGAAGCUACUAAUGUGUGCGAGUACAAUCCCAGCAUUUAAACUCGACUAAAACAGGGAGCUAUAUUUAUAACAGAACUUUGCUUUUUUUAUUGAACGCAGAAAUGUGAUUAGAGUUUUUAUUUUCCUAUAGAGAUCUAACACGAAAUGGAGUGAUUGCAGUGAAUUUUGUGACGCGAAAGGAACAGUUUUUUAGCCGUAAAACAAACAAAAACCAGCAUUUAGAGCUGUUCUGCUGUAACUGACUCUGCUUUGUCUGAAACUUUUACCAAAUGCAAAUAAACACUGGU
This is a messenger RNA of Periophthalmus magnuspinnatus, 2811 nucleotides long. RefSeq names its product ankyrin repeat domain 33ba (gene ankrd33ba). Gene Ontology annotation, molecular function: protein binding. The record is from RefSeq and is a predicted model, not a curated record. The coding region runs from base 460 to 2046 and encodes 528 amino acids. Lineage: Eukaryota; Metazoa; Chordata; Actinopteri; Gobiiformes; Gobiidae. The transcript is spliced from 6 exons.